AUGCUCUCCCACACAGGACUGAAGUGCGGAAUUCGUGCAGUUGAUUUGAAAAGUACGGAAACUAUCUUGGAAUCGGGGUUCUUCUCUAGAGUUAGUAGUUGGGGAAAUUCAACAGUUGGUGGACACCCGUGGCAGGUCUCCCUGAAAUUAGGUAGACACCACUUCUGUGGAGGAAGCUUGAUUCGAGAUGACCUGGGGGUUACAGCAGCACACUGCCUGGCUAGCCUCAAUGAGAAGCAAAUUAAGCAUCUGACUGUGACUGCUGGGGAGUAUAACCUCUUUCAGAAGGAUAAGGAGGAACAGAAAAUUCCUGUCUCAGAAAUUAUUAUCCAUCCUAAAUACAACAGACUUGGAUGUAUGAGUUUUGAUAUUGCACUGCUAUAUCUAAAACACAAAGCCAACUUUGAUUGUAAACCUCAGGGAACAGUAUUAUUUGGAGAAAAUGGGAAGAUUCGUUAUCCCCAUUCGAAAGAGAGCAACUAUUCUCAUAAUCGCUUAUGUAUCUGGAAAAUAAUGGUACCAGAAAAUAAAAUUAUCCUAAUAAAAUUUACAAGCUUAGACAUAGAAAAUCAAGUUGAAUGUGACCAUGACUAUGUAUCUUUACAAUCAAGCAGUGGAGUGCUUAUUAGUAAGGUCUGUGGAAAUAUAUUACCCUCACCAUUGCUGACAGAGACCAAUGAGGCCACAGUUUCCUUUUUUUCUGAUACAGACAACAGUGGAAGCAGCUUUGAGCUUACCUUUACUGCUAUACGGAAGAACUCAGAAGCAGGUUCAGGAUGUGGGAGUGGGGCUGUGCUGGUGGUGGAAGGGAUGAUUCACUCUGCCGGCUAUCCUCACCUGUAUCCCAGGAAUGUAGGGUGUCACUGGUUGAUUCAUGCUCCAGAGAAACACACUAUAAAGCUGACAUUUGAAGACCUUAGUAUUGAAUUUAACCAAAACGGUACUCAUGCUGUUGUGAUUUAUGGUGAUCCUGAAGAGGAACAUGGGUUGGCCAAGCUUUGUGAAAUCUUGAACGCCACUCGGGUAUUCAGUCCUGGUAAUAUGAUGGUGAUUCAUUUUAAAAGUGAUGGUGAAAAGAAUUUCCAACGCUUCAAGGCUAGAUUCAGCGUUUUACCCUCAGAUUCUUUAAACAAAAUUGGAUCAACAUCAUCUUCAAAAACCAAUGCUGUAUCUUCUACAAAAGAUAUUCCAUAUGGUGUCUGUGGCAUCCCUCCAUUUAGUCCCCAGUGGCUUUCCAGGAGAACUGCAGGAGGGGAAGAAGCCUGCCCCCACUGCUGGCCGUGGCAGGUGGGUUUGAGGUUUCUAGGCAAUCACCAGUGUGGAGGUGCCAUCAUCAGCUCUGUUUGGAUUCUGACUGCAGCCCAUUGUGUGCAAUCGAAAAAUAAUCCACUCUUGUGGACCAUUGUUGCUGGAGACCAUGACAGAACCUUGAAGGAACCAACUGAGCAGGUGAGAAGGGCAAAACACAUUGUGGUGCACGAAGACUUUGACAGACUGACCUUUGACUCUGACAUCGCCCUAAUACAGCUGAGCUCUGCUCUGGAGUUCAACUCAGUGGUGAGGCCAGUGUGUCUCCCACACAGCACGGAGCCUCUGUUUUCCUCUGAGAUCUGUGUUGUGACUGGAUGGGGAAGUGUUAGUGACGAUGGUGGCCUAGCGAGUCGCUUACAGCAGAUUCAAGUGCUCGUGGUAGAAAGAGAGGUCUGCGAACGCACUUACUAUUCUGCCCAUCCAGGAGGGAUUACAGAGAAGAUGAUCUGUGCUGGCUUUGCAGCGUCUGGAGGGAAAGAUGUGGGUCAGGGAGAUUCUGGUGGGCCAUUAGUAUGUAAACAUGAAAAAGCUCCCUUUGUCCUCUAUGGCAUUGUCAGCUGGGGAGCCAGCUGUCCCCAGCCAAGGAAGCCAGGAGUAUUUGCCAGGGUGAGUGUCUUCUUGGACUGGAUUCAAUCCAGGAUCAAAGGUCCUGUUUUACUUCAGAUAAAUAAAGAAAGCAAAAUCUUAACAAGACAACAAUUGCCACCACCCACACCUUCAAGAGACAGUGCAUCUGGGCCAGGCUGUUACUCUGAAGUGGAGCUGGAAGAGCCCAGAGGCUUUUUUUCCUCUCCAAGAUAUCCACUGGAUUAUAGAGGAAAACUGGAAUGUUCUUGGGUGCUCAGAGUUUCACCAAGCAGUAUGGCAAAAUUUACGGUUGAGUAUGUGUCACUCCCUGGGUCUCAUGUGUGUGGCGAUUCAGUUCUGACUAUUUAUGAAGAAAACCACAAUGAGAGAAGGAUGUCAGGUGAAUUAUGUGGGAGAAGGCUUUACCCAAUGAUUUUCAUGAGCUCUGGACCACUGGUGAGGGUGACAUUUCAUUCCCGUGUGCAAGGUGCUUUUGGCAUAAAUUAUAUUGUCUUUAGAGUCCAAGGUCCAAAGAGCAGUAAAACUACCAAAUUUCCUCAGAGUUCAAACCAAGAGCAUGUGACCACUUGUGAUGAUGUUAUUCUUACCAAACCAACAGGAAUCAUACAAAUCCCAAGAUAUUUUCACAGAACCACUGUGAGCUGCCACUGGAGAUUAUUGGCCCCUUCAAAUCAUAUCGUUCGCCUUGAUAUUGUCAACUUCCAGAUGCAACCAAUGCCCUUGGCCUGUCAGGGUCACCUGUGGGUUUACGAAGGAUUUGGAUCAGGCAAAAAAUUAAUAGGAAAUCUAUGUGAAGGAGAUUCACCUUCACUAAAAUCUCAUGGUCCUCUUAUGAUGUUGAUUUUCACAUACAAUGUCAGUUUGCCCAUGAAAAAAUUUUCUUUGAGAUAUUCUUUUCAUAUGUCUGAUUCUGUGAAAGGAAAAAUUAAUGGUAAAGAGGAUAAAGGAGGAUGUCCAGUAUUGGAUUUGAUUCCAGUUAGCUCUAUUGAGAUCACAUCUCCCAAUUAUCCUAACAUUUAUCCUAACAUGCUGAACUGCACUUGGACUUUUUAUUCUAUGUCAGGAAAUAAAAUGAAAGCAGUGAUUAAAGGCUUUAUAACAGAAGAAUCUUGGAACUGUGAAUGGGAUUACUUCAAUAUUUAUGACGGACCAGAUCAGCAAUCAAGAUUACUUGCUCAUUUAUGUGGCUCCAAGAAAGAAUUUGUCUUGAUAUCCAGUGGUGCUUACCUAACUGUGAAUUUUAAGACUGAUGAAUCUGUGGGAGAAAGAGGUUUUAAACUUAUUUUGGAAGAUAUGACUCAGAAGCAAUCACAGAAAAGCAAUAUUGGGAUCCAACUGCCUAUUAAUGGGCUAACAGUAGAAAACAAUACCAGAAGACAGCCAGCCCAAGACAAAUGUGGAAUUCCUGUUGUUGACCCAUUUCUCAUGGAAGGAUCUGAGAGGAAUACAAACGUGUUGCCAGCCAAGCUUGGGAAGCCCAGGGUGGUUGGUGGCCGUGCCGCCCCUGCGAUGUCGUGGCCCUGGCUGGUCAGUCUGCAGUACCAAGGACAGCAUUACUGUGGAGGUGCUCUGAUUGGGAGACAGUGGGUCCUGACAGCGGCACACUGCAACUUCAGUAAUGUCACAGACAACCUGGUAAUAGGAAGAAGUUACCUGUGGAACACACGAAAUAGAGAUUUGAUACCAGUGAAAGCUGUAUACACUCACCCCAGCUUCACACAAUUUCCUCCCAAUGAUGAUAUAUGCUUGCUGCAUCUGGAAAACCCUGUUGAACUAGGAAAGUUUGUAUCUCCAAUCUGUUUGCCAGGGAAAGAUGAUAAAAUAAAUUUACUUUCCAAAUGUAUGACUGCUGGAUGGGGAAUAACUGAACCUCAUCAAGAUGAAUUUCCUAAAACUGUGCAGCAGGCAAAGGUACCACUGAUUAGUAGUACAUCUUGUCGAAGCUACUGGGGACUGGAUAUUAAAAAUACCAAUAUAUGCGGAGGGGCUGCAGGAUCAUCGUCCUGUAUGGGAGAUUCUGGAGGACCACUGCAGUGUGCCCAGGAUGGGCAGUACAAGCUCAUCGGUAUUGUGAGCUGGGGCAGCAGUAAUUGCCAUCCUGCCGCACCAACGGUCUUCACCAGAAUUUCUGCUUAUAGAGACUGGAUCACAUCUGUCACUGGAGGAGAAGCAUGAUCACCGGAAGAGCAGCAUGGUGGAAUUGUGUUCCUAAGUGGGAAAGGAAAUACAUGACCGCGUACCUGAAAAAUACGUCUCUUGUCAUUGCUAAAAAACUCAAUGUCACUUCCCCCAACCCUUGUCAUUGAGGAGCUUGGAUUUGGUGUGUACAUACAUUCAAUAUUAAACGUUGGUCACAGAAAGCUAAUGUUGGUUCAUGC
Molecule: messenger RNA, 4277 nt
Organism: Delphinapterus leucas (beluga whale)
Lineage: Eukaryota; Metazoa; Chordata; Mammalia; Artiodactyla; Monodontidae
Gene: OVCH1
Product: ovochymase 1
Biological process (GO): proteolysis
Molecular function (GO): serine-type endopeptidase activity
Source: RefSeq, a predicted model, not a curated record